AUGAAUAAUACUCCUCCAGUAAUUGUUGGUGGUGUAAGAACACCCGCAAGACGAAGACCAACCCCAAGUGGUGGCCAAACAAGUAGCAAUACUCAAGGAAGAGGUAGUGUCAGUGGAAAUACCAUAUUAAAAAUUUAUGGAGAUGAUUCCCCCGGUUUUAAAUUAACACCACAAACCGUUUUAAUAUCAACCCUAAUAUUUAUGGCAACAGUAGUUAUUCUUCAUAUUAUUAGUAAAAUUUAA
This is a messenger RNA of Plasmodium vinckei vinckei, 243 nucleotides long. Its product is annotated as protein transport protein SEC61 subunit beta, putative. Gene Ontology annotation, cellular component: Sec61 translocon complex. The coding region runs from base 1 to 243 and encodes 80 amino acids. NCBI's taxonomy places the organism in Eukaryota, Apicomplexa, Aconoidasida, Haemosporida, Plasmodiidae. The transcript is spliced from 3 exons. The record is from RefSeq and is a predicted model, not a curated record. Gene Ontology annotation, biological process: intracellular protein transport.